Molecule: messenger RNA, 534 nt
Organism: Arabis nemorensis
Lineage: Eukaryota; Viridiplantae; Streptophyta; Magnoliopsida; Brassicales; Brassicaceae
Source: the annotation of a GenBank genome assembly
AUGUCAUCGAGAAUUGCUGAAAUUCGGCUUGUUAGUUCGCAUCGUGAGGUCUAUGAACCAUGUGAUGAUUCAUUUGCUCUAGUUGAUGCAUUACUCGCUGAUCACACUAAUUUGAUAGAUCACAAGCCAAAGAUUUGUAUGGAGAUUGGAUGCGGAAGCGGGUAUGUCAUAACUUCGCUUAUUCGUCUCCUCGGAGACGAAGUUCCCGGUGUUCAUUAUCUAGCUACCGACACAAACCCGAUAGCUGCAAGAGUGACAACUGAAACUCUAGAAGCACAUGGAGUCGAUGCUGAUGUUAUCUGCACGGAUAUAGCUUCUUGUGUAGAGAAGAGACUUGCUGGCUCGGUCGACGUGAUUGUUGUGAAUCCGCCUUAUGUGCCAACACCGGAAUAUGAAGUUGGAAUCGAAGGUAUUGCCUCUGCUUGGGCUGGUGGGGAAAAUGGCCUGACUGUUAUAGAUAAAAUAUUGCGAAAGGUUAGCGUCGAGAAUCAUGGUUCAGAGAUCGACAGACGAGGAGAAUCUCCUUAUCCUUAA